UGAACAGCUGGCGCCGCUUUCUCUUCUCCAGUUAACUAAUAUGUUCUGAAGAAUGCCUAGCUUCACUGCUGUUUUCGUUGUUGUUAUGAAUUAACCGAACACAUUGAGUUUGGAGAGUUCUUGUUACUACGGUAUGUUUUGUAUCAGCCCUCCGCGUGUUGUUUGAGAACAGCUGGAGCCCCAGCGUAUACGUGGUGCUGAAAGCCUCACGAGCCGCCAGGACCUCCUGACAGACAUGAGGAAUAAGAGGCUCUAUGUGGCGGGCUUUCUGCUCGCCUGGAAACUAGGAUUGUUUCUCGGUGUUGGUCAGUGCAAGGAGGUGGACAGCACUGCGAGGACACGCCCGGUCCCAAUGUCUCCCUCUGACUUCCUGGACAAACUGAUGGGCAGAACAUCUGGAUAUGAUGCCAGGAUAAGACCAAACUUUAAAGGUCCGCCAGUCAACGUUUCCUGUAACAUUUUCAUAAACAGCUUUGGCUCCAUUGCUGAAACCACAAUGGACUACCGUGUGAACAUCUUCCUCAGGCAGCAGUGGAAUGACCCCCGGCUCGCUUACUCUGAGUACCCCGAUGACUCUCUGGACCUGGACCCCUCUAUGUUAGACUCCAUAUGGAAACCAGACCUGUUCUUUGCCAAUGAGAAGGGGGCCCACUUCCACGAAGUCACUACAGACAACAAACUGCUCCGGAUAUUUAAGAAUGGGAAUGUUUUGUAUUCUAUAAGACUCACUUUAACUCUGUCCUGCCCAAUGGAUCUGAAGAACUUCCCUAUGGAUGUUCAGACCUGCAUCAUGCAGCUGGAGAGCUUCGGCUACACCAUGAACGACUUGAUCUUUGAGUGGCAGGAGAAUGGACCGGUCCAGGUGGCUGAAGGCCUGACACUGCCACAGUUCCUGCUCAAAGAUGAAUCAGACCUCCGAUACUGCACCAAGCACUACAACACAGGUAAAUUUACUUGUAUUGAAGUGCGGUUCCACCUGGAGCGUCAAAUGGGCUACUACCUGAUCCAGAUGUACAUCCCCUCCCUGCUGAUUGUCAUCCUGUCCUGGGUGUCCUUCUGGAUCAACAUGGAUGCUGCCCCAGCCCGGGUGGCUCUGGGCAUCACCACGGUGCUGACCAUGACCACACAGAGCUCCGGCUCCAGGACCUCACUGCCUAAGGUCUCAUAUGUGAAGGCUAUAGACAUCUGGAUGGCAGUGUGUCUCCUGUUUGUCUUCUCUGCACUGUUGGAGUACGCGGCCGUCAACUUUGUGUCAAGACAGCAUAAAGAGCUGCUGCGCUUCAGACGGCCUCACAAGACAAACAAGAGCAAGAGCAGUGCAGUUGAUCCUGAGGAGCUAGCUGACUCCCUGCACCAUGUUAAUGCUGACAACGGCCUCAAAGCUACCAACCCCCCCUAUGGAUCUAUGAGCAACAUCUACACCAGCAACCACAGGGAAGGGGAAGUGAAUGAGAGCAGACUGACCUCCACUCCAAGCAACAGCAAGGGCGUGAAGUCCAGCACCAACAACACUGUGACUGCAUUGAACACCCCCGCAGCCACGGCAAACCCUACCCAGAAUCCACCUGGAGCCGCAGCAGGUGGAGGGAGCAGAAGCAUUGAAGAGAUGAGGAAGUUAUUCAUCGACAGAGCCAAGAAGAUUGACACGGUGUCGAGGGCCGGCUUCCCUCUGGCCUUCCUCUUCUUCAACAUAUUCUACUGGGUCCUUUAUAAGAUCCUGCGGCGCGAAGAUGUACAUAAGAGAUAAGGAAAGGGCAGAGAUUAUAAAUAAACAGUAUGUGUGCUCACACACACACUCACACACACAUCCUUGUACCUCUAUGCAUAUGAGGACACAUUGUUAACUACCUUUUAUUCCCUGUUCCUUAACCCUGACCUUGACAACCAUUCAGUACGACUUCUGAACGUCCUUAUUGUGAGGCAGUAAAACGUAUACCAGCUGUCCAGUGUGCUCAAACUGACUGAGAGAAAACCUGAUCCCCCCUGUCUGAAUAUCAGAAUCAGAAUACCUUUAAUAGUCCCACAGAGGGAAAAUUUGCAUUAUUACAGCAGAAAGAGCCAAAGACAGCUUAAUGUUACACCAAGGUACUAAAAAAAAAGAGCCAGUUUAAAUUCACAAGUUCAAUCUAUCGCCCAACCUAACUCACUCACAAUCCUCUCCAAUCAUGUCCACAUCAGCAAACUGCAGAGGAACGGAAGAAUUGAAAAUAAGCAAGAGGCGAAGAAUUCAUGCACUGAUGAAUGAGUGAUGAGGUGGCAAAAAAACUAACUAGAAAUCAUGUGACAGUGGGGUACAAACAGAGAGCCUUAAACCAGCAUUAUGGGACAUGGUAUAGCUGGUCCUUUUUAAAACAGAUCCUCAUCCUUCAGCACCUGUCUUCAGGUUCCAGCAGGUGGGAUUCUUCCUGAGCACCCAGUGUUUGCCGCUCUUUGCCAUGCCUCUUGUUUAUGGAAUGGUAAAACGUGUGUAUUUAUAGAAAUAGUAAGGACAUGUAGUGCAGCUGUGUGACUGGAGGAAAGGAUGCGUGUGGCCACUUGGAAAACAGUGGAGAACUGAUAAAUAUCAUUCAAAUGUUACUUUCAAUACAAAGUGUACAUUUGCAUUCAGUGGCAUUCUCCACACAUUUCUGAGUCAGUUCUCACAGGGUCCUGUAUCAGAUUUCAUGUGUGUGUUGGCUUGCACACUUGCAGCAUUUCACACAGUGGCUUAUGCUUUCAGAGGUGUGAAGUGUGAUCAGAAGCUACACACACCAGGUAAUAAAACUGGUCUCUACUAAGCCUUAAGACAAAUCAUCAAAAAGACAACGUGACCAGCCUAUACAUAUACAUGGAACUAUCGGCAGCUUCACGUAGAAGAACGUAAAAGAAUCAAAGAAUACAAAGUGUUUUUAUUCAGGAGUUGUUUGGAUGAAAGUUUCCUUUAGCUUUCUGAUGCUGAUCAACAGGCAGUGUUUUUACUCUACACCAAAACCUCACUUCCCGUUUAAGAGUACAACUAAGUGUUUGACCUGAAGAUGCUUCCUGAACUCAUGUUAGUGUAUAUGUUUUUAUCAAAUGUCCACUUCUUUAUUCUGACGUUAUUACUGAUACCUCAAACACUGUGCCAGAGACCAAAACCCCCUGAGAGAGGACAUGACUCCUGUGCUCCUUCACACAGCAAACCCAAGCUCCAGAUAUGGAAGAUCACAAGCAUGACAAUCACAAGGAUCAGCUGUGAAAACGAGUGCAGAUAGAGAAGACUCCUCCAAGAAAUGUGAGCAUAAGGAACAGCAAGAGCGCACACACACACACACACACACGAGUUACACACUUUUUUGUCCACUUGUGUCUUACAGCUCAGCGGCCCCUCACGUUCAGCCUCACCUGAAUCUCUCAGCAGCCUCACACACAGCUGCAACCAUCAGAGCCACACUGCACAUGUAUUCAUGCUAUCAGACGGGGGAGUGCUGACUGCUGCUGCCACUCCUGUGUUUCCAGUUCUCACUCGUAUCACACACAGCUUCUUCAAAGCCCUUCAGAGUUUCCAACCUGUUCAGAGUCCCUGAGAGAGACAGGCUAAAGAAUGUGACUCUAAAGAUGUGUUCAUUAAACUGACCUCAUUUAACACGAAGAAUAUUCCAUGUGCCAGCGUAGAAACCUGUGUAAAGGGCAGUGCAGGAAAUGUUAGCAUGAGGAAGGACAUGUGAGUUUGGGGUGCAAAGUGUCCCACAAAAGUCAAUAUGGGUCUGCUAUUGGUGGGAUUGAAAAUAACUUGUAUACAAUCUCUCUGCUGUUAUACAAUCUGAUCGAGUCUGUUGCCAAACUAUUGUUGCUUUUUGAAAUGUUGACCUCAGAGUACACACUCUUUCUUGGAAUUUCAUUGUGUUUCUAGGAAACAACUUGGCUCUGACUUUAAUUCCUGUCAGCUGUUAACAUCAGCCCAUACUGCAACUCCAACGGCUGGUGUUGGAGAGUGGAGGCUCUGCUCAGCGCUCUGGGCUUCUGGAUUCUAAUGAGGAAGCCAUGAGUGCUUUACAUCGAUUCCACACACAUUAGUGAGCCCAUUUCCUACAAACCAUCACCUUUCCUGCCAGCUCUCUCUAGCACACUGUAGAACUGUAGCUGUUCAGGGACUGCAGAGUGUGGUACUUGCUGGAGAUCGUGAUGAUGAGACGGUGAAGGUCAGCUUUUCUUGUAGAGACAGUUGAUGUUCUUUAGGGAAAUCCAUGGAGCAUGUUCACUGCCUCCAUUCAGCGAUGUGCAGGCUGUAGUGAAGCAUUCAAAACGUGUCGGCUAAGAUAUGCCACACAGUCCUGUAUGCAUCAUUGAAACUCCUCCUGCGUGACAGAAGUAAUUACAGUCACGCAUUGGGUUCCUUUUGCAUAGUGUGCAUGAUCCAGGUCUGCAUGUCCCUGAAGCCCUCACAGACCUGAGGGCUGUUGAACAGAGGGCUGGACCUGCAGAUCAGGGAGCAGAGGUUCCUCUGGGACUGAACUCAGAACUCUAAAGGAGUAUUCUGGUGUUUUUGCAUGAUUUAACUUAUUUACUAUUUCACAUGCACUCAUCAUUACUGAUGUUUUCAAAACCGAACUAGGGUGUUAUAUUGUUUAUGUCCUGCUCCAUCUUCCUGAAAGUCAGUCAUCAUGCAAUAUUAACAUUUCAAAGAACAAAAGCAGGCAUAAUGUUCACUGUCUAGAGAGUUAGUGUCAUUUAACACGAUGAAGCAGCAUAUAUUGCUACAGCAUCUUUUAAAGUGGUUAUCAUUUUUGUAAAGCACACCUGGAUUCUCCCAAAAGGACUGACAGACAACAUGUUAGAGAUAAAUGAUUGACUGUUCCCAGGCAAGCAGAGCUUCCCACACAAACAUUUGCAUCAUUUCAAUGAAAACAACUUCUUGCUGUUUUCCUUCAUUGAGACAUUUCUGUAUAAAUAAUUUGUAUAGUUUUAAAUAGAUACAAAUCAGUUUGUGCCUGGCAGGAGAACACGCUCUGGUGGUGGCAGCUCGUGCCUCGUGAACCUGUAGAUAGUUCUAAUAAAGCAGAAGAAGAGAAACCAUGUUUCCCAGGGGCCUCGCGGACUCUGAUGUCACACACACAUCCUCUCUAACAGGCUCUGAUGCUUCCUGCAGACCUGUCAAUCACUGACCGCACUCUGACACAGGAAACAAAGUCACUGAACAUGUAUGCUGUAAUUCAAAGAUUACUAGUUUUCUAUAAAAAGAAACAUUUUGAAUUAUAUUUAAUAUUAUAUCAGUCGUUGUGGACAGUGAGUCUGAUUUAGUGUUUUGCACCUGUUUGGGGGGAGAUGCUUUCCUUCUGUUUUUAAAAAGGCAGUGAAGUGCUGGAGCCAGACAUCUCACUCAGCUGUGGGAAGAAAGUAUCACAUUUCACAGGGUGUGACAUGGCUUUAGAAUUGAACGUGAGUUGUGUUUAUGCUUGUAUCGUUGUGAAAGUGUGUGGAUUUGUGGAGAGUAUUUAGUGUAAUGAGGUCUGCCAUGACAGGCCCCUCAGCACGAGGCUCUCAGGACUUUCAUGUGAGAGGUGGAUUUCAAACUGAUUUUUAACAAAAUGUCUUUUGUUGUUGUAAGUUUUCUGUCAGAAUUAAACCUUUGCAAACAUCCAAUAAGUCAUUACAUGCUGGCUGCCUGUGUAUCGCUGUGAUGCUUCUGGGUUUAAUGGUAGACAACAAGAGCACAGAGGCGAGAGCUCACGCUACUUUUGUAAAAUAAUUUGUGCAUAUUUUACAUAGUUCUAUUUCAUUCCAUUGUAUUUUGAUUAAAAUAAACUUGG
Messenger RNA from Eleginops maclovinus (Patagonian blennie), 5768 nucleotides. RefSeq names its product glycine receptor, alpha 3 (gene glra3). Gene Ontology annotation, cellular component: plasma membrane; synapse; neuron projection. The record is from RefSeq and is a predicted model, not a curated record. The transcript has 10 exons. Gene Ontology annotation, biological process: nervous system process; signal transduction; chloride transmembrane transport. Gene Ontology annotation, molecular function: transmitter-gated monoatomic ion channel activity involved in regulation of postsynaptic membrane potential; excitatory extracellular ligand-gated monoatomic ion channel activity; glycine binding. NCBI's taxonomy places the organism in Eukaryota, Metazoa, Chordata, Actinopteri, Perciformes, Eleginopidae. The coding region runs from base 236 to 1747 and encodes 503 amino acids.